UUCAUUGUUUCAAUCUCUGUCGGUCUCUCGCCUCGUCUAGCCAGUAGCCGCCCCAGACAAUUAUCAGUUUUUAGAGUGCUAUUGAAAUUGACAGUGCCCUUGUCAAAAUAUUUCUCAUUUUAAAAUUAUUUGUAUCGCAACAAAAUCGUAUUUAUCUCUUAAAAGCUGCAAUUAACUAUUUAUAUAACCCAAAAUGAGUGACAAUAAGAACGAUAAUAAACAAAUACGCGUGUGGUGUGAUGGCUGUUACGAUAUGGUACAUUUUGGUCAUGCCAACUCGUUAAGGCAAGCAAAGUCCUUAGGAGAUGUGUUGAUUGUGGGAGUGCACACGGAUGAAGAAAUAUCCAAACAUAAAGGUCCACCUGUGUUCACACAGCAGGAGAGAUACAAAAUGGUUGGUGCAAUCAAAUGGGUCGACCAUGUGGUGGAGGGUGCACCUUAUGUGACAACAUUAGAAACAUUAGACAAAUACCAGUGUGAUUUCUGUGUGCAUGGAGAUGACAUAACAGUAACGGCGGAUGGAAUCGAUACAUACCAUUUAGUAAAAGAAGCCGGCAGAUACAGAGAGGUGAAGAGGACUGCUGGAGUUUCAACAACAGAUCUGGUCGGAAGAAUGUUACUGCUGACAAGAGAACAUUUUAAGAGAGGUGACAAAGAAUAUUCAGUUGAACUGGAACAUUCAUCAAAUCUUGGGACGGAUUCCACAGCGAGGUCACCAUACACCGGUUGUUCACAGUUCCUGCCUACUACACAGAAAAUUAUACAAUUUAGCAGUGGUCUUUCACCAAAGCCCACGGAUAAAGUAGUAUAUGUGGCUGGUGCCUUCGACCUGUUCCAUGUCGGCCACCUGGACUUCCUGGAGGCGGCGCACGCGCAGGGCGACUUUCUCAUAGUAGGGCUCCACACUGACCUCGAGGUCAACAGGUAUAAGGGCUCCAACUACCCCAUCAUGAACCUUCACGAGAGAGUCCUGUCCGUGCUGGCUUGUAAGUAUGUGCACGAGGUGGUGAUCGGGGCUCCGUACAGCGUGACGGCUGAGCUGAUGGACCACUUCGGUGUGAAGGUGGUGUGUCACGGACUGACGCCCAUCGCCAGCGACAAGGACGGAGCUGAUCCGUACCAGGUGCCCAAGGAACGGGGCUGCUUUAAGACAAUAAACUCGGGCAACACAAUGACAACAGAAGACAUAGUACAGAGAAUAAUCCGUCACCGACUGGAAUUCGAAGAGAGGAAUUCUAAGAAGGAACAAAAAGAAAUUGCCGUUAUGAAAACUAUACAGAAGAAGCAUUUGAAACAGAACGGUAACUGUGAGAAUGUCAAAGGUUAUGGCGAACUAAUUGAAUAAUUUUUAUAAUUUUUUUGUUAUAUAAUAUUUUUCUGGUUAACAAGUACACGCUAUCAUGACAAGGUUUAAGGUGUUGUAUAAUAAUAAAGUUUCCCAUUGGUUAUAUACGGGUAUAUGGAUACUCGGUUAGCAAAAUGUAUAUUACAACAGUUACUAAUAUUAUUAGCUGUUACUUAUCACGAUCAUGUUUAUGUUUUAAUUUUAUAAAAUGCAUUUUGUAACGACAGCCCAUUCCAAAUAAUAUGUUGUGUAUCACCGACAACAAUGAUGUUGUAUGAAUUAAUAGGAAAAAAAAAAUUAUUGUUUUAGUAUGAAGCAUAGUUUUAUUUUAUAUAAUAAUAAUAUUAAUAAAUAAUGAUUAUAAUCAUAAAUUUUCAACGGCUUGUUUGUAAAUAAUGUUUGGCAAUUAGACGAAAUUAUAAAACUAAGUUUUAUGUACAAAGUUUACAUUAUAUUUAUUUAUUUUAGAUAUAUGUUUAAUUGUUAAAAAUAAAUAUUUACAACAUUAAUCUGAAUUAUGAUGGUUAAAUAGAAGUUUGCCUAUCUACUUUUAGUAAAUAAAUUACCAAUUUCAAUGUAGACAAAA
This is a messenger RNA of Danaus plexippus (monarch butterfly), 1931 nucleotides long. It is a transcript of the gene Pect, whose product is annotated as ethanolamine-phosphate cytidylyltransferase. NCBI's taxonomy places the organism in Eukaryota, Metazoa, Arthropoda, Insecta, Lepidoptera, Nymphalidae. The transcript has 8 exons. Bases 194 to 1345 code for a protein of 383 amino acids. The record is from RefSeq and is a predicted model, not a curated record. Gene Ontology annotation, cellular component: cytoplasm. Gene Ontology annotation, biological process: phosphatidylethanolamine biosynthetic process. Gene Ontology annotation, molecular function: ethanolamine-phosphate cytidylyltransferase activity.